AUGACCACCCCACGCGGUGUCGCGCUCGGGCGCUUCGUCGGGCGCAUCGUCACCACCGCCGAUCGCUCGUGCGUCGUCCGACCCAGCGCUCGCGCGUCGCUCCGUCCGUCGCCGUCGCGUCCCGCUGGACUCUCAUUCACCCUCGAGUCGUCUCGCUUAGAGCGUCGCGGACGCUUCGUGAGGGCGCACUCCUCGACGAACACCCCUCUGUUCGACUAUACCGCACUCGUGGCGUCGACGAGCGAGAUUAAAGCCCUCGCGACGCCCGCAAAGGUGGACGCGGUGUCCCAGCAGGACGCGAGCAGCGUCGUCGUCGACGCGCGCUCGAUCGAUGGAAAGAUCGGGAUCAAGGUGAGCUGGCACCCCACGUCGGCGCACGUCGCCAUGUGCGCGCCGUUUGGUCGUGCGGAGAAGGGGACGAAUUUAAGCUUCGGUGAGGUGGCGACGAACGCGUUGAGAGGAAAGGUUUUGCUGGACGCGCGGUGCGGGACGCCGUGGGAGCGGGCGAUGUCGUUGUCGUUCGGCGAGCGCCCGGGAGGGGAGGUGGAGUACGAGUUGAUAUGUGAGAUUAUGGGGGCGCAGAGCAACGCGUUUUUGAUCGACGCGCAAAGGGAGCGGGCGGUGGUGGCGUGCGGAUAUCAGCCGGGCGAAGGACGAGCCGGCGUCAGACGGUUGGCGACGGGUAAGGCAUACGCACCACCUCCGACGGCUCCAGGUAUAGAUCCCCCUGAGGGGGUGAAGGAUGGUGCUAGAGGGUUCGCAAGCGUCGUUCAGGGUGUGGCGUCGACGCGGGAUGAGGGGGAGAGAUCGAGAUUGGACGCGUGCGUCGCUCGAGCGUUUCGAGGUGUAUCGCCGGCGCUCGCGCGAACGCUCGCGCGAUGCGCCGGUCUUCCGGACGGCGCCAUAGUCGGUGACGUUAUAGAUAGCGAGUGGACGGCAUUGUGCGAUGAAUUCAAUAGUUGGAUAGAGAGCGUGAGUAACGGCGAUGUGCCGUCGCUCGAUCGCGCGUCAUGGUGCGAAGACUUUGGACAGUUGUUGUUACACGUGAACGGCACGGGGACGCCACUGCCACCUCGUGCGGAUGAUCUGAGCGUCGCAGGCGGUCCUAUUGGCGAACUUUUUGGUGGGGUAUACGGUGAUGCCGGAGAUAAGGACGUGUUCGAUCGCGAGCGAUCGAGAAUUCUUCAAGCUGUGCGCGCUCGAUUGAAGAAGCUCGUCUCAAAGGAAGCCGGAUUUCGCAAGCAGUUGGAGGCGGCGAGCGGACACGAAAAGAUUCAAGAGCUCGCCGAUGCGCUGAUGGCGUACGCAUACAACUAUGUCGCGGGUGCGAGCUCGCUCGAGGGUCAAGAUUUCACCACGGGCGAGCCUGCGACGUUCGCGGUAGAUCCUGAAAAAGGUCCGGUUGGUACCGCCGAGGCGCUGUACAAGAAGACGCGCAAGCUGAGACGCACCGCCGACGCUGUCGAGCCGCUCAUAGAAGAGAAUGCACGAGAGAUGGAGUACUUACAACAAGUCGAGUUCUCCAUCGUCGAAGUGAACUCUUACCGAUCUCGAGAUGAUUUGCUCUUCAUUGAAGAAAUCUGUCUGGAGCUCGAGGAUGGCGGUUUCAUGAAACCCACCGGCAAGGGCGCUGAGGCGAAGAAGCGCGCGCAGACAAAUGGACAGGUAGGUAAGAAGGGAAAAAAUCAACCGAAAUCGGGCAAGGCUGCGCGCAAGCAGGAGCUCAUGAGCGCCGUUCGCGUGUACACGGCGCCGAGCGGUAAGGAGGUGUACUGCGGACGAAACUCUCGCGGAAACGAGGCGGUGAGCCUCCACCUGGGCAAGGAAUCCGACGUCUGGUUCCACGUCCGCGGCGCCCCCGGUGCGCACGUCAUCUUACGCCAACAACCGGGGGAUCACGCCUCGGACGAAGACAUGCAAUUCGCCGCCGACGUCGCCGCGUUCCACUCCAAGGUGAGAACUGGCGGCAAAGUCGACGUCAGCUACUGCUCCCCCAAGCACGUCCGCAAACCCUCGGGCGCGCGCUUGGGCAUGGUCACCAUCUCCAACGAAUCCGUUCUCAUCGCGAGGCCCGAUUCCGUCGCGAACGUCUGCGAAUCCGGCAUGGAUUAG
This is a messenger RNA of Ostreococcus tauri, 2112 nucleotides long. RefSeq names its product Fibronectin-binding A, N-terminal. The transcript has a single exon. Bases 1 to 2112 code for a protein of 703 amino acids. Gene Ontology annotation, cellular component: RQC complex. Gene Ontology annotation, biological process: rescue of stalled cytosolic ribosome. The record is from RefSeq and is a predicted model, not a curated record. Gene Ontology annotation, molecular function: ribosomal large subunit binding; tRNA binding. NCBI's taxonomy places the organism in Eukaryota, Viridiplantae, Chlorophyta, Mamiellophyceae, Mamiellales, Bathycoccaceae.